This is a messenger RNA of Rhopalosiphum maidis (corn leaf aphid), 2431 nucleotides long. Its product is annotated as E3 ubiquitin-protein ligase RNF216-like. The transcript has 12 exons. Bases 476 to 2260 code for a protein of 594 amino acids. The record is from RefSeq and is a predicted model, not a curated record. Lineage: Eukaryota; Metazoa; Arthropoda; Insecta; Hemiptera; Aphididae.
AUAAUAUUAAUAAUAGUUUAUUAUAUCAUAAAUAAUAAUAUAAUAUAAUACAAGUAAUGUAAUAUUACGUUUAUUAAUAAUUAUUAUUUUAUUUUUACGUUCUAUUUGGUUACCACAGUAAAGUUUACCUCCGGUUUCAUAUUUAUCUUGGGGUUUGUAUGUGACGUUUUUAACGCGUAUAAUGAUACUAUAAUAAUGUUUUAAUAUUCAACAACUAUAAUAACAAAGUCGACGAUGGUUUUCUGUUGAUUUGAAUUGAUCAUUGUUGACGGUUGUUGCGUUUCUAUGGCCAAACAUUACUUCUUAUCGUUCCUGCCGAUGUCCAGAUCAAAUGUUACGAGUGACCUCGUCCAUCAAAUAUUGUAAUAUUGCGGUGUUUACAAAAUUCAAGUGGUGACUGCAACUCUGACCGUCUGCCAUCGUCUAUACAUUUUAGUUUUGAUAUCAUCUUAAUUGAGUUCAGUUCGCCGAAAAAAUGGCACGUAUAGCUGACUCUAUACCAUUAUUCACCAAUACGAGUACACUGGCAGAUUGUAUUGCCUAUCCAAGAUUUGAAAAUUAUGGGUGGCAGACUUUAUACAAAAAUUAUAUGUCAAAUGUUAUGAAAGUAAUCAAUUUACAUAGUGAUAUAAGCCGUUUGUAUUUGCUUAUCAAACUUGAUGUAACAAUUAAUAACCUAAAUGAUGCUCUUUUUACAAUACAAAUGGAAGAAAAAUUAAUCCACUCUCCUGACUCUAUACAAUUGACUAACAAUUUAAAAGAUAUUAUACCAGAUGCCGACCCCAUUUACUUGGAUCUAGUUGGAGAAUAUUAUGCCUACGAUGAUAAUAAACUAUAUGAAUUCAUUGGUCAAAUUACUACUAAUAAAAAAAACUAUCCUAAACUUCAAGAGUACAAUGAUCGUGUUAAUCAUUUGGCUAUUGUAAAGAGUUUAAGAAACGAUUUCUCAGUUCAAGAGUUUUUAAAGAUGUGCCCUGAUCCAGUUAAUUACUUCAAAAAUAUUAAAUUUAAUGCAAUUAAUAUGCAUUAUAAUGAAUCAAUGUCUUAUUUAAGUGACAGGUAUAGUCUUAUUUCAUUGGCCAAGCUACGUGCUGAAUUGCUUAAAUACAGUUUCAAUUUAUCGAAAACUGUUGAAUCUUUAGCAGCUGAUCCUAAACCUGUUUAUUUAAAAAAUAAAAGAAAAUCUUAUGGUCAUCGUUAUCAAAUCAAUUAUAAGACAACAGAAAAUAUUGAAUUUCUAAAAGAAAUAGCAUACCUUGAUCAUAAAGAUGAAAUUCUGAAUCAUAUCGAGUCUGUAAAAACAGUACAUAGGAUUCAAGUUGAACAAGCUAAGUCUAUUGGUAAUCUAAACACUUGUGAAUGCUGUUUUGAUAAUGAACUAUUAAGUACUGAAGUGUUUUCUUGUCCAGUUGGACAUACAUUUUGUUCAUCUUGUAUAAAAAAAGGUACAGAAGUUGCAGUUGGUGGAAGUAAGGUGGAUAUUAAAUGCUUUGCUAAUUGUGGCGAAGAAUUUAAUUUAACAAUGAUAAAAAGUAUUAUUGAUGACAAACUGUAUCAACGUAUAAUGAGAUUGAAGCAAGCACAAGAAAUUAAAGCAGCCGACAUUGAAGGACUUGAAACAUGUGCAUUUUGUGAUUAUUCUGUUAUUUUAUCCCCUGAUCUCAAGAUUAUUAACUGCUUGAAUCCUGAAUGCAAAAAAGAAACUUGCAGGAAAUGUCGAGAAGAAAGUCAUUUUCCAUACAGAUGUGAUCAAAUAGAAAAAGCUCCAGAAGUACAAGUCAGAACCAUGAUUGAAAACAAAAUGACUGAAGUACUUAUAAGAAUUUGUUAUUAUUGUAAACGUAAGUUUGUCAAAGAAGACGGAUGCAACAAAAUGACUUGCAGUUGUGGUAAACAAAUGUGCUACAUAUGUAGGCAGCCAGUUGAUUCUAAUUAUGCUCAUUUUUACCACCAAAAAGUGAUGGAAAAUAAGUGCCCAUUAUACACAGAUGAAAAUAUUGUACAUACUACUGCUGUAGAAGCAGCUGCUAGAUUGAUAAUAAAUGAACUGAAAUUGAAGAAACCUGAAUUGUUAAGGAAUAUUGAUAUUAACAAGAUUUUGCCGGCGUUAAAGAAAUCAAAUAAGCUUCCAGCUACUCAGGAAUCUGCUUUAGAUAUAAAUAAAGUAGUCGCUACAGUUAUUGGACAAAACGUAGAAGAUAUUAAUAAUCUCAAAGAUAUGAGAUCAUUGGAACCUCAAGUUAAAAAACCAAAAUAUUAAAUUGUGUUAGAUCAGCAGAUGUGUAAAUUGCAGAUAUGUUUAUAAAUUUUACUGAUUAUAAAGUACAAUUUUCAGACCAGUGUUCUUAAUUUUUAUUUUCAUACUACCAAGUUAAUUGUGUUAUUUAUUUUUUAAUUAAGUCAUAGCCAUUCCUUAUUAUAUAUAAUAUAG